AAAACAUUUUGAAUCAACCUCAUUCACUCCGUUAAACCGGAAGUGAAGGUGUAUUUUGCGGAAGUGUCAUGGUAGCGGUAUGAGUACAAUUCGUCUGCAACUUGAGGAUCAAAUCGCCCGGUAAGCGGGUAGAUUACUUCUGAGUGAGAUCCCAUCAUUUUAUUGCAAACAUUCUCAGAACUGGUCAGAUGAUGGUCAUUGUGUGAGCUUGUGAACUGUGAUACAAUGGCUCUGCCUAGAGCUGUUCGUGAGUGGCUUUCCGAAUAUAAGGCCCUGUCGGCUGAUGAACUGCCAAGCUACGUGUCGACGGUGAGGCAGAAUGAAGAAUUAGUGACGAGUCUCUACUGUCUGUUUGACAGUCUCCCGUCACUGGAGUCCCUGGAGCCAGUGUACCAUCAGCUGUUUGAGUUUUACAGAUCACGGGAGUCCGGACUAAAGAGGUUCACUCUAGAGUUUGUACCUACUCUGAUCUGGUUAUAUCUCUCCUCCCUCAGUAUCAACGGCAAAAAGGGUUCCACUGGAUUAGAAGCAUUCCUAUUGGCUGUCUACAAUCUGGAAAUUGUGGACUCUGAUGGAAAACCAAAAGUGAAAUCAUUCCGCAUCCCAACAUUUGGACAAAGCUCUGUGUACCAUGAGCCUGUCAGCUUGGGCAGUCUUGCUCUCACAGAAAGUGUAUUGUCACGGUAUAACCAGACAGAGGCUAAGAUCUGGCAGUCCGGGCCCUUCCCCCAAUACGAGGCAAUCAACAGUCAAAACAGACAAGGAAUUCUAGCCUACCUAAUACAGUGUUAUAACGUAGAUGUGGCCAGCCUUUCCCCCGUGUCACAUCAGAUGAUGUGUAAGGCAUGCUCCAGAAUUGCAACAACUGGAUUCACAAACCUGCACCAGUUAGAGGAGGAUGAGGGUCAGCCACUGGCCAGCUUCCGUAUUGGAGAGGAAAGGUCAAAGGGCAAGAGGAGAAGCCAAGUAGGCGAACUACCCCCCAGGAUCCCUGUCAGCCCCGCCCUUCUAGUGGAGAUGCUCUCAGGAAUAUAUUUCAUCAUGUAUAAUGGACAAACAUCACCAGGGAUUAAGGCCGCUGUUGACAUCCAUCACAGAGCCUGUUAUGAACUCUAUGCAGACGUUUUACUGGUAACAAAUGCCAUACGCAACUCACUUCAGUGUAACGCGGCUGGACACUCCGACGGUCCAAUGGGCAUCAGCAUGUCCUUGACCCCGGCCACCUCUGGUCAUACCAUCUCCAAAUCUGCCAUUACCAAUGCUUCAUUUAGGGCACGCAAACUCCCAGAGGAUAUAAGUAUUCCGACGACAGAAGAAGGUGUUAAACUACAGACUAUCGAGGAGGACGGAGACAGUCACAAGCCUGUGCUCAAAUCAUCAAAAUCAGGAAAACUCUCGGCAGCAUUUGGGAAAAAGGGAGAAAAAUUCAAGUUGAAAGAUUCAAAGAAAGAAGGGGAGACAACUAGACAAAACGGUGACUCAGUUGACAAUGUACAGGUCAACGUAGUGAAAAACAGCUCUCGAUCAAUUGUAGAUACUAUAGAAAUGCAGAAAUAUUCCACUCACGAAGACCUAGAUGAGAAAAUUAGCGGUGGCGGCGGUGGGAGUAGCAUUCUCCAAAUGGCUAAACUCAAAACAACCAGCGCUUUAGGUCUCACAAAGGAACUAAAAAAUAAACAUUCUCGAAAUCCAUCUUCAUCAUCUGUAAAUACUGAAAAUUAUAGUACUGAUUUAUAGAGUUAUGUUAAUUUAUUAUAUAAACUGGUGGAUAUAUUUUAUUCAUAUUAAAGGUUAAAUUUGAUGGUUUAGUUAUUAUUUUUGUUAUGGUUAAGGUGUCGUUGUGUAAUUGUUUAGAACCACACAGUUGAACAUUGUACAGGGUACAAUUAUGAUGUUACUCAUGACCAAAAAGUCAAAUAGAAUUUAUUUUCCAAAACCAAGAUUCUAAUUUGUGAAAUUUUCAACUGUACUCAUUCAGUAGGUAAUAAUUUAAUGCAGUGACAGAGCUUGUUAUCAAUUGUUUUCAAUUACAGUUGUUUGUUUCAUCAGCACAUGUGAGAACAAUUAGUGCAAUAAAGCUUCCAGAUUGGACUUGAUAUUAAUUACCUCAAAUCAGUUGGUGAGAAUGUGGUGUUGAGUUGUAUUUAAAACAAAUGUGUUGAUAAAGUUAAGGGGUCAUGUUAGGUAUACAUGAUGGACAUUUAGAUCAUUUUCUGGGUAUAUUACUGCAAACAUUCUGGGUAUAUGGUCUGGGAAGAUAACACCUCCAAUUGGCAGAGUUGCUUCCCUUCUUCUGCAAACUAUUUUUGUAGCUUGGAACAUGGAAAAGCCCUGGAAUACAUUGAAGUGCAGUGAUUUAUCUUUUGUUACGAAAGAAAGAGUAUUCAUGAAAUAUUCAUCCUCAAAAAUCAAAUCUUCAGUGCUUGGUAAGAAAGUAAGUUUCCAAAAAUACUUGCCAACAAAAAAAAAAUGAGUUUGUAAAGAAUGUAACAUUUUCUAAAAAUAAUAAUAAAUAAUGAUAGUGUUUGUGACAAAGUCUUGAGCUAUAUACAAUUUCAGUAUUGCGGCUUGAUAUACGACUAUAUGUCACAUGUUACAUAACUAUUUAAAUUUCCUUUGAUGUUCAUCAUUGUCCAGAAAGUCUUGAAAAUCCUUUAAAUUUAAGGACAGACAACUUCAACCAUUAUUUGUGCUGUUAUUAAUAGUUUAGAAUAACAUUUUUGAAAUUUAGCAUUCCAUUAUCAUUUUUCAAAAAAUAUUUCAUCAGUUUUUAAAACAAAGAAAAUGUUAUAGCAUAAGUAUAUAAUGAAUGUUUUAUAAGAGAUUUAAACUAUGAUGUAGAAGAGUCAACUGUUGUUCAUGUUCAAUAAAUGUUUUUAUCAUUUUGUAUGUUAAAAUAUUAUUUCUAUUGUUGAUCAAUUGUGUAUGAUCGAUUUGUGUUUAAAAUUUUACCAAUGGUGCAAACAAUAUAGGGGAGUCAAUAUGGGCCUGAAUGUUGACCCUUAAACUUUUUAUCUAUUCAGAAGAUCAAUUUUUUUAAUGUUCUUCAUACCCUACUUCAUACUUUGGACUUGGCUCACUUACAUAAGGCAUUUUAACUCUGACCUACACUAUAGAAAAAGUUUUAGCCACUUUGAGUAAGGUGAUGUGUCAUGUACCAAAAGUAGGUCAGUGACCUACAUUUUAAUCUGACCUACACUAGAAAAUUUUUUAGACAUGGCUUCACUUGAGUAAGGUGGUGUGUCAUGUACCAAAGGUAGGUCACUCUGACCUACGAUUUGACCUUUGACCUACAUGAAAGAAAAUAGUUUAUUUCACAUUCUGUAGCAAAUUUUCUUGUGUAUCAGUAUUUAUUUCUAGUUUUUCUUGCCUUGUUCCUUUAGCAGAGGUUCACAACAUCCCUAUGGCCAUUGAGCUUUUAAAAAUCCUUUUGGGGGACGUUAAGAAUAAUCCUGAUUGAUUUUAGAAAUAUGAACAGAUGAGAUUAAGGAUAUUAAACGUCUUUGUUGUCCUGGAAAAGUUGAGAAUACUCUCGAACAAUCUUCGGAAUACAUUGUACUAAUUAUUGAUAAGGUUCUUAGUGGUCCAUAUCAACUUCAACGAGUUUUACGUAUAUGUGUAGGUUUGGGUAGUGUGGCUGUACUCGAGAUCAUCAAUGUUUAGCUUGUGUGUUUAAUAUAAUAAAGACUUCUAUUUCUGCUAAA
This is a messenger RNA of Pecten maximus, 3704 nucleotides long. RefSeq names its product hyccin-like. The record is from RefSeq and is a predicted model, not a curated record. NCBI's taxonomy places the organism in Eukaryota, Metazoa, Mollusca, Bivalvia, Pectinida, Pectinidae. Gene Ontology annotation, biological process: protein localization to plasma membrane; phosphatidylinositol phosphate biosynthetic process. Gene Ontology annotation, cellular component: plasma membrane. The transcript has 12 exons. Bases 226 to 1737 code for a protein of 503 amino acids.